Messenger RNA from Chiloscyllium plagiosum (whitespotted bambooshark), 4555 nucleotides. RefSeq names its product ETS transcription factor ERG (gene erg). Gene Ontology annotation, molecular function: sequence-specific DNA binding; DNA-binding transcription factor activity, RNA polymerase II-specific. The record is from RefSeq and is a predicted model, not a curated record. NCBI's taxonomy places the organism in Eukaryota, Metazoa, Chordata, Chondrichthyes, Orectolobiformes, Hemiscylliidae. Gene Ontology annotation, biological process: cell differentiation; regulation of transcription by RNA polymerase II. Gene Ontology annotation, cellular component: nucleus.
GUGCAACUUUUAAUGUAGUUCCCUCAUCUAGUUUGUUCCUCCCUUUGCCGAUUUAUGGUGCCAUUUUCUAAUUGGAAACUUUUUAUCUACUCCAUCUUCCUUAUUUCUUUUUUCGCUUCUUCUUCCCAUUUUAUCUCUUUUCCUCUGAAUUCACUUCCGACUCUCAUUCAUUUGUGGGUUUGGGUUUCCGUCACUGUGUGAACGUAUCUUUCCCUUUUCUCUCGGAAAUCUUUUCCUCCUCGUCUCACCCGAACUUCUCGUCAGUUUUUUUUUAAAAAAAACGCUUCCGUCUUUGACUCCCUUGCCCUUGAGAUUUUGCCCUCUCUUCCUCUGUCUGACACUUUCUCUCUCUCCCUGUCGAUUUUCUGUUUUCCUGUCCAACACUCUCGCUCUCUUCCCUCUUUUCCUGUCUAACUCUCUCUCUCUCUCUCUCCUCCCUCCCUCCUGUUUUUGUCUGGCCAGGCUGCAGAGUGUAUGGGGAGUCUGGGCACUCUCACUGAUCCGUGAUUGGAGAUCUCAGCGAAAUAAGGAAUUCCAUUCACCGAGCCUCCCAUUCACAGCAGAAACUGCAUCUCCGCCACUCGACUGGCUGCCUGCUGUCCGCUCUGAAUUGUGAGGCUUGUCCUGUUGUUACAUCCUACAGUUCAGCCGAAGGACAUGAUUCAGACUGUCCCAGACUCAGUGGCUGAUAUCAAAGAAGCACUAUCAGUAGUCAGUGAAGACCAAUCCUUAUUUGAGUGUGCCUACGGAACAUCUCACCUAGCGAAAACAGAAAUGACAGCGUCUUCAUCAAGCGACUAUGGGCAGACCUCAAAGAUUAGCCCCCGUGUUCCACAGCAAGAGUGGUUGGCACAGCCACCGACCAGAGUGGCCAUCAAGAUGGAGUACAACCCAAAUCAGGUCAAUGGAUCCAGAAAUUCACCAGAACACUGCAGCGUAGCGAAAGCGGGGAAGAUGGUCAGCGGAUCCGACAGCGUUCCAAUGAGCUACAGCAGCUACAUGGAGGAGAAGCAUGUGCCACCUCCCAACAUGACGACUAAUGAGCGGAGAGUGAUUGUACCAGCAGAUCCUACACUAUGGUCCACGGAUCACGUCAGGCAGUGGCUGGAGUGGGCAGUGAAGGAAUACAGCUUGAUCGAUGUCGACGUGUCACUCUUUCAGAAUAUUGAUGGGAAGGAGCUAUGCAAAAUGACCAAAGAAGAUUUUCAACGUCUCACCCCAAGCUACAAUGCGGAUAUCCUCCUGUCGCACCUGCACUACCUCAGAGAGACACCACUUCCUCAUUUGACUUCAGAUGAUGUCGAUAAAGCCUUGCAAAACUCACCACGUCUGAUGCACGCCAGAAACACAGGAGGUGCAACUUUCAUCUUUCCAAAUGCAACAGUUUAUCCCGAACCAUCUCAGAGACUCACAGUUAGACCAGAUUUGGCUUACGAUGCAGCCAGACGGUCAGGGUGGGCAAGUCAUCCUGGAGUUCCGCCAAAGGGAACCCCUUCAUCUUCCUCAAAUGUAACCAAGGUGGAAGACCAACCUCGUCACCAAAUAGAUCCUUAUCAGAUUCUUGGGCCUACAAGUAGCCGUCUUGCAAACCCAGGAAGUGGGCAGAUUCAGCUGUGGCAGUUCUUGUUGGAACUUCUGUCUGACAGCUCCAAUGCUAACUGCAUUACCUGGGAAGGAACUAAUGGAGAGUUCAAAAUGACAGACCCAGACGAAGUGGCAAGACGCUGGGGAGAGAGGAAGAGCAAACCCAACAUGAACUAUGAUAAGCUGAGCAGGGCCUUGCGUUACUACUACGACAAGAACAUCAUGACCAAAGUCCACGGUAAGCGUUACGCUUACAAAUUUGACUUCCAUGGGAUUGCACAAGCUCUGCAACCCCACCCCCCUGAGUCUUCCAUGUACAAGUACCCAACAGAUAUCUCAUAUAUGAGUACCUAUCAUGCACACCAGCAAAAGGUGAAUUUUGUGGCUCCUCACCCUCCUGCUCUUCCUGUGACAUCCUCUAGUUUCUUUGCAGCUCCGAGUCCAUACUGGAAUUCUCCAACUGGAGGUAUCUAUCCAAAUGCCAGACAUCCGUCCACCCACAUGCCAUCUCACCUUGGAACAUAUUAUUGAACAAUGCUCAUUUUUUUUCAAUUAAGACUUGGGUUACUGCUCUGGGAAUGGAGCAUUGGGUUAAAAACUAUGAAUUUAAAUUGGAGGUAAAAAACACAAAGUAUAGUCUCAAACCAUACAGGAAUACCAAAGAUGUGAUGUCUCAAAUACUGGAAGAGGUAAAACCGUGUGUUGACAUAUAGAAAUAAGCUUGACGUCUGUCUGUUGAAGACAUUAUAACUGGCUAACUGACUGGAGUUGAAUUAUUAAAAAGAGGAGAACUUUAUGGAGAGCGUAUGAACUGAAAGAAGAUCUAAGGAUCGACUGAUCCCUGCUGAAAAUCAGGAACGACAACACAAAUUGUUAGAAAGACAAUGUGUGUUGCAUGUGAAAUAAGAUUGUGGAAUUUAAGAAACAAAUAUCAACACAUGGCAAGAGAAUGAAAAGCAUGUCAGAAAUAAUGUAAUAGUCGAAUCUCAAAAUCAGAUACCUGAAGUGUAACGUCUUGGAUCUUCUUCAGCAGUUAAACUCUGGCUGUCUGAAAUGAAAUAUUUAUACCUUCUGGAAUUUAUUUGUUAACAGGAUUUAUCAUCGAAGUAUAUUAAAAACAAAAUUGUGGGAGACUGUUGGACAAGACUGUAUGAUUUGGUACAAUGAUUUCUUACUUUGCAUGGCUUGAGCCAAGCAUUUGGAUUUGAGUAUGUGCAGAAGGCUAUGUGUUGGAAUAGAAAUUAGGCAAUGGCAAUGGAAAAAAAGAGAACUGAAGAGUUAGGCGUAAAGGAAUAAGCUGGUGUCUGUGAUUUUUAAAUGGACAUGCAAAAACAAGGCUAUAUCAAUUGGAUGUAAAAAAGGAUUCUCCAAAGAAGAAUCAAAAAUGACAGACCUGUCUUCAUAAUCAUUAAUAUGAAGGAAAGAAAGAAAACAAAACAGAAAUCUGGAGCCAAAACACUUCAUAACCGAGGGAAAAAAUACAUCUCUUAAGAAUUGGAAAACUGGGAUUGUCUGGAAUUAUUACAUUUUGAAAAAAAAAACCGGGGAUCUUGUAAAUGUGCUUGAUGUAAAACUGAUCGGGACCUGAAACUUGGGAGGUUACUACCGUUUUUCUUUAUCCUGCACAUUUGGGCCAGGACUAGCCCACUAUCAAACCUGAGGAGAUCUCAAAUGCAUUUUUUUAAACCAAGGCGGUCGCCAGAUGUGAAGAGUCGCGAACGCUGUGCGUUUGUAAGAAAUAAGUAUUCAAAUCAAGGUUAUUUUGCAUUUUAUAUUGUGAACUUAUUAUGUAACUUAUGCAUUUAUAUAUUCCUUUGUUUCUGACACUACGAGUUGACCUCGGCCAACCAUGAACCCAAAACAAAAACAAAACAAAAACAGAAAAAAGUGAAAAAGAGGAAAAAAAAAAUGCGAUUAAACAUUAUGGCCUCGAUUUAUAACUCUUUUUAAUGAAAUAUGCUUUAUGUUUACAUAUGAAACUCUUAGCACAUAGGAUGCAAAUUAUAUAUGUAUUAAAAUAAGCCUGGCUUUCAUUUCAGAGUUUGUUUUUCCCAUUGUUACUUAUACCUCAAGCUUAUCAUAGCACUAUAUGACACAGAAGGUGAGGGGGUUGGUUAAGGUCAAUUAAUGUGAUGGCAGCCACACCUACGUAUGGACAACCUGUCUACUUGCCUGAAGAUUGAAUAGAUGGAGACUCACACCUUACAAGAUUGGAUAUUAUUAGAAACCAGUUCGAAAGGCUUAAUGGACUUUUUGAAAAAAAAUUAAGUAGUUUUUCUCAAUAAAGUUAAUUUUAUUGCUGCAAAAUGUGCCAAGAUAACCAUUUACAUGACAUAAUCCUCUCUUUUAAUGGGAUUCUAAGGUUCACUUUCUCAAAAACUGACUAAAAUCAUGCAGCCUUUAAAAAGUAACUAGGAAGAGAAAUUAAGUUUUUAUUUCAUUCACGGGAUAUGAGUGUGGCUGGCAAAGCGUAGCCAGCAUUGAUUGCCCUUGAGAAGGUGGUGUUGAGCCUCCUCCUGUUCUACACCAGUCCAUGUGACUAAAGUACACCCACAGGUGCUCUUAGGAAGACAGUGCUUCAAGAGUUUGACCCAUGCAGCGAGAGAAGGCACAACAGAAGACAUUGAAUUGCGAAGGUUUCAACAACCAAGUCUUCACAGCUUCAUUCUAAUCCAGAUAAAUAUACAUUAGAAAAAUGAUUUUUUUGUCCCUCAAGUUACAGUCCAUACUUGGCAUUUGGUUCUUUGCUGCAUUGUCAUGUCAAUUUAGAAUAAAUGUUUGAUAAUAAUGAGAUUAAGCUUAAUGAGAUUCCAUCAAGGCAUCUUUUCUUAAAUUUCAAAAAUAUACUUUAUUCAUUAAAAUUAUCUUUAUAUAUACAUUGCCAUUAAAGCAGUUCGGUUCUGUACAGUAGAGUGUGAGGAAACAAGCAAGAAAUGGAGUUUGAUUCUAUCCAAUAAACAAACCAAAGGCA